Lagenorhynchus albirostris (white-beaked dolphin) is the source of this 2018-nucleotide messenger RNA. RefSeq names its product hydroxysteroid 17-beta dehydrogenase 12 (gene HSD17B12). Gene Ontology annotation, molecular function: oxidoreductase activity. Lineage: Eukaryota; Metazoa; Chordata; Mammalia; Artiodactyla; Delphinidae. The record is from RefSeq and is a predicted model, not a curated record. The coding region runs from base 262 to 1086 and encodes 274 amino acids. Gene Ontology annotation, cellular component: endoplasmic reticulum. The transcript is spliced from 13 exons.
GGGUAGGAGCAGCGCCUAUUACGGUAGUCCUCAUCUUCACGGCCAGCGCCUCUUCCUGCAUUCAUUCGUUUGUUUUUUCCAUUCACGAAGGAUGAAAAGCAUUCUGUUGCCUUUUGGGAGGCGAGGGUGGAGGAAGAGGACAUAGAAUUUCAGAAGACUUUCUGCUCUUUGGAACCUUGGAUUCGGCCUAGUUCAGGAUGCAGUGGAAGAGCAGGAGAAGCCCCUGACUGAUGAGGACAUCGGGAGUCCUCCAGGUGAAGAAUGUCGGGGAAGGGCACUCCAGGAAGAGGAGACAGCAGGAGCAAAGUUGUCACGGGUAGUACUGAUGGAAUUGGAAAAUCAUAUGCAGAAGAGUUAGCAAAGCGCGGAAUGAAGAUUGUCCUUAUCAGCAGAUCACAGGACAAACUGAACCAGGUUUCCAGUGAAAUAAGAGAAAAAUUCAAAGUGGAAACAAAGACCAUUGCUGUUGACUUUGCAUCAGAAGAUAUUUAUGAUAAAAUUAAAACAAGCUUGGCAGGUCUUGAAAUUGGUGUUUUAGUGAACAAUGUGGGAAUAUCAUAUGAGUAUCCGGAAUACUUUUUGGAUGUUCCUGACUUGGACGGUACCAUCAAGAAACUGAUAAAUGUUAAUGUUCUUUCUGUUUGCAAGAUGACAUGGUUGGUACUGCCUGGCAUGGUAGAAAGAUCUAAAGGGGCAAUUCUGAACAUCUCCUCUGCCAGUGGCAUGUACCCAGUUCCACUGUUGACCUUGUACUCUGCGACUAAGGCUUUUGUAGAUUUCUUCUCUAGAUGCCUCCAUGAAGAAUAUAAGAGCAAGGGCAUCUUUGUGCAGAGUGUCCUGCCCUACUUUGUAGCUACGAAACUGGCUAAAAUUCGAAAGCCAACUUUGGAUAAGCCCUCUUCAGAGACGUUUGUGAAGUCUGCCAUUAAAACUGUUGGCGUGCAAUCCCGAACCAACGGAUACCUGAUCCAUUCUCUUAUGGCCUCAGUAAUCUCAAGCCUGCCUUCCUGGUUGUAUUUUAAAUUGACCAUGAAUUUAGGCAACUCCACCCGGGCUCGCUAUCUGAAGAAAAUUAAGAAGAACUAAGCAUUGGUAACUGUGUUGAGUAACUUGACCAGAUGUUCCAGCCUAGGCAUGUUUGCUGCAAGGUGCCCAGCAUCUCCAAAUCUUCAGUUGUCAUGUUAAUUAACAGUUACUGAUAAAGCUAAAUGUCAUAAUUGAGAGGAAAGCAGAGUUGCUUUCAGGAGUUCCUGACAUAUAUUCUGGAUGCUACCAGGAGUUAUUUUGAAAUGUAACAUAAAUGCCCCUAUCAAAUAGAUACAGAACUAACAUUAGCAAGAACUGCUUACUAGGAAGGAACAAUUAUAACAAAUCACUGAAUGAUAGAGUCAGAUGUAAGGCUUAAGAUUUCAUCUGGUCCAAAAUGCCAGUGAUGAUUAUGCUUGUAUUUUCUCUGAAACAUACUUUAAAAAGUAACGGCCAGCUAUCCUUUUUUGUUUUGAACACUUUGAGGGAGUGGGGGUUAAUUGAUUUACUUAUGGGAGGACACACUGCAAUUUGCAUAGCACUCUGUAAGGUUUUCUAAAAGUAUGUCUUGGUUUGUACAUUUAUAUGGAACUUUCCUUUCUCAAGGGUAGCUAAUGACGUAAAAAUAGUGAUGAAACACAGAGUUAUUUUUGACACAUGCCCACUAAAAUAUGCUUUCCUCUAAUACGUAUGCCUUCUCAGUUUAAAUGUAUGUAAAUACUGAAUGCUAUAUGGUAUGAUUUAUAAAGGUAAAUGGGCCAAAAUGUACAUUGAUGGGCAGCUCCAUCAGUGCCACUAAAACUCUGACCCAGCAAGGUGGCCUGCUUGGACCCCAGCUUCUUUGUUUCUGCACUGCACCAAUACUGCUCACAUAUGUGACACCAGGCUACUCUUAGAACAAUGAUGAUAUUAGAGUAGUGGCAUUAUACUUUUAAAUAGGUACCCUAUAGAUAUUGAUACAAUUAGUUUUAAUAAAAGAUGUUAUAACCAUG